This is a messenger RNA of Nanorana parkeri, 761 nucleotides long. It is a transcript of the gene RPAIN, whose product is annotated as RPA interacting protein. Gene Ontology annotation, biological process: protein import into nucleus. Gene Ontology annotation, cellular component: nucleus; PML body. The transcript has 7 exons. The record is from RefSeq and is a predicted model, not a curated record. NCBI's taxonomy places the organism in Eukaryota, Metazoa, Chordata, Amphibia, Anura, Dicroglossidae. The coding region runs from base 49 to 732 and encodes 227 amino acids.
GGGAGUGACUUUGGGCAGCGCUGUGUGCACGGAGUAGAGACAUAGAUUAUGAUGGAGGCUGGGAUGAGGCAUCGUGCCUUGUACAAGGGAACGACCCCUCCAUGGAAGGAGACAUACAGGAAGAGAUGUGUUGAAAGAUUGAAGAGCAACCGCUCUAGACUCCUGGAUAAGUUUCGACAAGUGGGGGAAACUGUGAAUGGAGGAAUUGGGGGCUCCUUCCUGGUGCAGGAGGUUAUGGAAGAAGAAUGGAAAGCAAUGCAGUCAAGCAGUGGAAGUUUUCCCUCUCUGUGGAAAAAGGAGGACUUUUCCCAGGCACUGGGCAUUUUACAGGAUCAUGAUGAGCUGGUAACACUGGAAGAAAUCAGACAGGAACUUCUUUUAGAAGAGCAAGCAAUGGUUGCAGAAAUUGAAAGCAUCCUUCAGUUUGAGGAAGAUUCUCUGUAUUCAGUUGUAGGGAUGAAUGCUGAACACCUCAUUGUGUGCCCUGUCUGUAAUCGGAAUUACCUAACUGUAACUAGUUGCUUCGUCUUGUGCCAGUGUGGUGUGUACAUCAAUUGUAAGUCUCAAGGCAUGAACAUCGAAAAGCUGCAAUCGUUACUUGAACUAAACCUGUCUGCACAUUCAAACUGCUGUUCUGAACGUCCAGUGUUCUCAAUUGUCCUUGAUGCUGAAGGAGUAUCCAGUUUAUUCAUGAGUUGCACUGUGUGUGAUGCAAUGGGUGUCAUAAUCUAGACUGAAAUGUCAUCUGGUUUCCAAACUGA